Messenger RNA from Fusarium venenatum, 1926 nucleotides. RefSeq names its product prion-inhibition and propagation-domain-containing protein. Lineage: Eukaryota; Fungi; Ascomycota; Sordariomycetes; Hypocreales; Nectriaceae. Gene Ontology annotation, molecular function: ATP binding; protein kinase activity. The record is from RefSeq and is a predicted model, not a curated record. Gene Ontology annotation, biological process: protein phosphorylation.
AUGGAUCCAAUAUCACUUGCCGGCUUGGCGCUAGGAGUUGCUUCCAUCAGCUUGCAAGUCUAUACGGGAUGUAUUCAAGGGAUACAGCUUCUUAUCACGGCUUUGGGUUAUGAGGAUGACUGCAAGUAUCUCAAUCUGCGCCUUAGGAUGGAGCAGCAACGCCUGUUUUGCUGGAGUGAGGCAUCCGGCCUUCUUGAUCUAGAUGCCAAGAAUCAGGAAAAGGUCCUCAACUCCAACGUGUUCAAUCUUCAUCGUCAGACUGUAAUCGAUCUGCUUGUCCAGAUUCAAUGUCUGUUUAAUGAGUUUACCGAGUAUCAGAAGAAACACAACAACCUCUUUGUUGUGGCGGAUAGGGAUGGUGCUUUAGAGUCUCCAGAGAAAGAUGCCAAGCUGUCAAACUAUCCCAUGACUGAGAAGAAAAGGAACUUUAUCAAAAAGGCCAUGUCUGAGCUCAAGAACAAGUCCUCUGAUAAUCUCACUAGACUGCGAUGGAGUUCGUUUGACAAGCAAGGAUUUGAGAAACUUCUGGCCAAGUUCUCACUACUUAAUGACAACAUGACAAAUAUCCUCGACCACUCAUUGCAGGUCGAGAUUCGCAACACUGUACAAGAUACUAACCGUGGGGUCCUAUUACUCCAUCACAAGAUCGCCGAUCUGAGUCAUCUCGUGUUAGCUCUCAAGUCCCAGCUUGACGCAAACUCUCCAGGGGGGGGCUCGCAGAUGUCCAAGCGGGAGAGGGAGGCCAACGCUGACGCGUUAAGGCAGUUAUCGAGACUUGCCAAGUUCAAAGCGUUCAACGAGACUAUCGACCCAAUGACAGAAAAUCCUACAGUUAUCGAUGAAGCUGCUGCCAGGUUCCUGGACCUUGCCAAGCCUGGCCAUCAACGGAACCUGUUCAUUCCGCGAUAUCUCAUCGAGUUGGAUCCCGAGGUUGAUGAAUCAGAAGCCCCAAGAUGCGAAGCAUUAAUGAAAACAGCCCUAGGUAAGAAAAAGGUUUGGAUCGAGUGGAAGGACUAUGACAACGCAGACACACAACCAGGUUCUCUCUCCAAAGCCGACAUAAUCGAGCGAGUCCGCAAAUUGGCUGCUCUCUUGAAUCACAGUCCAAAGCCAGAGGCUUUCUGCACACCUCACUGUCUUGGUUUCUUUGACAAGGCCGAUCCAAGUGUCGCAGACGACGACGUUGACAUUCUCGACCGCCGACUCGGUCUCAUAUUUGAACGUCCGUCCGACGACAACUUGCAUGCGUCACUGCCGCCUGUGUCGCUUCGUGAGCUUCUCCAGGACCCCAGUAUUCGCAAGCCGCGCGUCACAGAACGAGUUCACAUUGCGCAUGCCCUCAGCAACUGUCUUCUUUACCUCCACGCUGUCCAAUGGCUACACAAAGGCCUCCGCGGUCAUAAUGUGUUGUUCUUUCGAGCACGCGACGGACGUGUUGAUUAUCGACAGCCGUUCCUUUCGGGCUUUGACUUCUCCCGCCCAGGUGGCUCGGAAGAGAUGACUGAUGCGCCGGGAGAUGAUGCAGAGCACGAUCUGUACAGACACCCAAACGCCCAGUCAAAUCGUAGACGGGACAGAGAGCGAUCAAAGAAGAGCUUCGAUAUUUACAGUCUGGGCGUUAUCCUGGUCGAACUGGCGCACUGGCAGCCUAUUGAAUAUGUUUUGCGCAUUGAUAUACGACGUGCGCGCGGACGGCCAGAUAUUGUGCGCGGCAUUCGAGAUGCUCUGUUGAAAGAGGAUAGAGUUGCAGCGAUCGGCGCUGAUAUGGGAGAGAGGUUUGAGAAUGCGACAAGGAAAUGCCUGGAUGGUGGUGAAGAGCUGGGACUCAAAGAAGGCGAUGACGAGACUCAAGAUGAAGUCGCUGAGAAGUUAUCAAUGACAUUUUAUGAGGAUGUGGUUAAGCGACUUGAAGAAGUUGUUGUCUAG